AUGAACGCUCUAUCUGCCGCCUCGGGGUUUGCCCAGGUUACGGGGAAGCCUGCCGCCGUGCUUGUGCACGUCGAGUGCGGCACGCAGGGGCUCGCGGGCGCGAUUCAUAACGUUAGCAAGGGGAGAAUUCCCGUGAUGAUCCUGGCCGGUACGGUUCCUAUCACGAUGGAGGGGGAGCUGAUGGGAAGCCGAAACGAAUAUAUACAUUGGAUCCAGGACGUCCCGGAUCAACGAGCAAUCGUCCGCCAGUACAUGCGGUACGAGCAUGAGAUCCGGAGGCCGCACAAUGCCGUUCAGAUAGUGCUCAGGGCUCUUCAAUUUAUAAGCUCAGAGCCCAAGGGUCCGGGGUACCUGAUCGCAAGUCGAGAAGCUUUGGAAGAGGAAGUCGACCUCGUCGUCGAGCCUGCGUUAAAAUCGCAAGACCCAUUGAAGAACACGGUUCUGGAGCCUCUAGGGCUCACUCCCGCAGCGUUAGACUUCCUGAGCGUCAAGCUAUUAAAGGCGAAGAGCCCUUUGAUAGUAACGAGCUAUUGUGGGCGGUCAAAAGAAGGAUUCGAGGCGCUCAAGACCUUGGCCGAACUUCUCUCCAUUCCGGUCCACGAAAACGCCCCCAUCUAUAACAACUUCCCGACGACUUCGUUUCUUCACCAAGGACACCAGUGGAACGGUGGAGGCCAGCUCCCGGCCCUGGCAGAAGCAGACGUGGUUCUCGUCAUCGAUUCAGACGUUCCUUGGAUACCGGCGCAGUCACGGCCAAGCCCCGACAGCAGUGUCUAUCACUUAGACUGCGACCCCUUGAAGGAAAGCACCACGCUCUGGUCGUUGCCCUGCGAAAAGAGGUGGAAGUGCGACUCGGCCGUCGCCCUCGAGCAGCUCGUCACUUUUAUCCGCGGAACGUCGCUCUUCGAGUCGGGCGAGACGCGGGCCAUCAUCGAUGCGCGCCAGGAAAAUCUUAAAGCACGCUUCGCAGCCAGGCAAGCCAGGCUCCUCAAGGCAGAACAGCUGCCUGCCGCCGGCAACGUGACGACACCUUACUUCAUGGCCCGCCUCAGGGAGGCCUGCCGCGGCGUACGCGUCGUGGGAUUAAACGAGUCUACGACUAAUCUUGGAAACGUCGCCGAUCACCUCCGCCACGAUGAGCCGCACGCACUGAUCGGGAGCGGCGGCGGAGCUUUGGGGUGGUACUCCGGCGGCGCCGUCGGGGCGUCUUUGGCCCUCCAGUCCACCGGGAGGAGCGACGACCUCGUGAUCGCGUUUACGGGCGACGGUACUUGGCUGUUCGGCGUGCCGAGCUGCGCGUACUGGAUGGCGAAGAAGUACAACACGCCGUUUCUCACGGUCAUCUGGAACAACGGCGGUUGGGGCUCGCCGAAGAACGCCUGCCUGAGAAUCCACCCUGAAGUAGCCGACAUGACCAAAUCGGGAGGUCGCAACCUCAACGAGGAGUUGAUGGUAUCUAUUACGCCGUCCCCGGCGUUUGGCAAAAUUGCCGAGGGAGCCGGAGAUGCGUGGUGGGUUCGUGUCUCGAACGCGCAGGAUGUGGACGAGGCGUGUCGGAAGGCGAUUGAGGUUGUGCGGGAGGAGAAGCGUAGCGCCGUAAUUGAAGUUACUGUUACUCUACGUCUCUACCUUUUCUUUGCCAAGCAUAUCUGGAACUCCAAUUUACUAGUACUCACAAUGGCGUCCAAACCAGAACUUUACUCGAUCGAUGAUUUCGAGGCCUACGCCGCAGAACACCUGCCCAAGAUGACCCGCGACUACUUCAAUGGCGGCGCCAUGGACGGUGUCACACUUCGCGCCAACCAAGAUGCCUACCAUCGGUUUUACAUCCAGCCUCGGGUUUUGCGCGACGUGUCGAAAUUGGACACCACGGCUCGCGUCUUCCCCUCCGGAAACGUCAUUCCUUUCCCUUGCUGCGUGGCGCCGGCGGCGAUGCAACGGAUGGCGCACCCCGAUGGCGAGCUCGCCACGGCGAGGGCGUGCGGCGCGUACGGGACCGUCAUGGGCCUGAGCAGCUUUAGCACGACCAGCCUCGAGGAUGUGAAGCGGGAAGCGGACCGGUUACGCCGCGCUUCGGGAAAGUCUGGAGAUAGCGAGUGCGUGCUGCAGAUGUACUUGUUUGAAAAUAGGGCUACGAGCGAAGACUUGAUUAGGAGGGCCGAAAAGGAGGGAUAUAAGGCGAUUGUGUUUACAGUCGAUGCGCCUUACUUCGGAAGAAGAUUGACGGAGAUUAGGAACAAGUUCAAGGUGCCUCCCCACUUGAAAAUGGCCAACUUUCCAGAUGAUCUUGGUGUCAAGACAGAUCCGACCCUUACCUGGGACUCUAUCAAAUAUCUCAAGAGCAUCACAAAACUACCGAUCUGGCUCAAGGGCAUCAUGACGGUAGAGGAUGCCCUUCUUGCCGUCGAGCACGGUGCAGACGCAAUCUUCGUCUCCAACCAUGGCGGAAGGCAGUUGGAUCAUGCGCCUGCAACGUUGCGCGUAUUACGAGAUAUCGUCCAGGCUGUGGCUGGUAGAGUACCUGUCCAUUUUGACGGCGGUAUUCGACGGGGCUCGGACAUCUUCAAAGCCCUUUGCCUAGGGGCGGAUAUGGUUUGGAUAGGGCGACCGGCGCUCUGGGCGAUAUCGUAUGAUGGAGAGAACGGCCUUCGGAAUGCCCUGAAAAUCCUGGAAGAUGAAUUCAGAGCGUGCAUGGCCCUUGCCGGGUGCACGAGUCUCGACCAACUUGGCGAAGAGUGCUUGAUGCUAGUUGACACUCCUUCGAAACUCUAG
This is a messenger RNA of Scedosporium apiospermum, 2772 nucleotides long. RefSeq lists its product as uncharacterized. The record is from RefSeq and is a predicted model, not a curated record. NCBI's taxonomy places the organism in Eukaryota, Fungi, Ascomycota, Sordariomycetes, Microascales, Microascaceae. The transcript has 6 exons. The coding region runs from base 1 to 2772 and encodes 923 amino acids. Gene Ontology annotation, molecular function: thiamine pyrophosphate binding; FMN binding; oxidoreductase activity.